UAAACAAACAUGGCGUCCGUGUGGAAACGCCUGCAGCGCGUAAACAAACGCGCUGCGAAAUUCCAGUACACGGCCUCCUACCAUCGUAUUGAUGUGGAGCUGACGCCGAAAUGGAAGCCUAAUAAGUUAAGUAUAGUUUGGACGCGACGCUCGCGACGUGUGGUCACUGAACCAUUAGAAUGGGAGCCGUCCCUCAAGGAUCCCUUGAAGGGGUCGGUAAUCUUCACGGUUCCGGAGAACCAGACGGUGGCGGUGACGCUGUUCCGUGACUCGCGUACUAACGAGCUCGAGGACAAGGACUGGACCUUCGUGUUGGAGGACGUUUCUCCCACUGGCAAGCGACGGCGAUUGGCAGCCAGUGCGCUGAACCUGCGGCGUCACGCGUCACUGGCUCCAGCGCAGCGGGCUCUCAAGCUAUCGCUGGAGCCCACCUCGCGGAAACUACGGGCCGCCAGGAUACACCUCACACUGCACUGCGUGCUACUGCGUGAAGGACAGGCCACUGAUGAAGAUAUGCAGUCGCUGGCUUCUUUAUUAUCAGUGAACAAUAAUUCAGACAUUGCUGUAUUAGAAGAUUUGGACGAGGAUGACUAUACUCUUUCAGACAAUUCCACUAGACAGAUGCUGGAUCUCCGUCAACAAAUGGAAGAAAUGACCCAAAGUCUAACGAACAGUGAUAUUGCAGCCACACCUAAUAGUGUACAAAGUCUCAACUUCGAUAAUUCCCGUACUCCAACAGCGCCUAUGAGUCCAGAAUCAACUACACCUACCACUCCGGUUCCACCUAAAGAAGUCGAAUUAGAUUUGAAGAUAAACGAAACGCAGAAUGCACCAAAAUCAAGGCCAGAAUAUCUCAGUAACUUAACUAAAUUAGCGAUGAAAACAGAACCGCCGAAGUUUACGUCGACGCCGAAAAUAGUUCCGGAAAAAGUGACCGAGGAUAUAAAAGUUGACAGUUUAAAAGGUGUUGUGUUUAAGCCGAAGACGGUCGCGAAAAGGAACCUUAAGCCGUUGGAGUUAAAGACUAAUUUGAAUAAUAUAAGUUUAGAUACUAAUGACAAUGAAGAAGAUAGUGAUAAAACACCCGUGGCGGAGAUUGACAAACUGUUCCCUUUGAAGGGUCUGGAUAAGGAUAAAACUCCAGUCCAAGAUCUUCUCGAGUGGUGUAGUGGGGUGACAAGUGAGUACCCGGCAUGUCGUGUCACCAACCUUACCACUAGCUUCCGGUCUGGACUCGCUUUUUGCGCGAUUAUACAUCAUUUCCGGCCAGACUUGAUCGACUUCUCCGGGCUGCAGGCGGAGCAGGCGGAGAGCAACGUGCGCGCCGCCCUGGAGGCCAGCGCGCGGCUGGGCAUCGCGCAGGUGCUGACGGUGGCCGACGUGUGCCGCCCGCCCGCCCCGGACAAGCUCGCGAUAAUGACAUAUCUCUUCCAAUUGCGGGCCUACUUCACCGGGAACGAGCUACAAGUUGAACAACUUGGUAACGACGAGACGGAGUCGUCGUACCUGGUGGGGCGCCACGACACGGACGGCGCGCUGCCCGCCGAGCUAUUCAGCCGCGAGGUGGCGGCGCGCCGCUCGCGGGGCCCGCGGUCGCAGCCCGAGCGCCGCGCCUCGCCCGGCUCGCCGGACAAGGUCGCCAUCCGGGACGUGCUGCUGCACUCCAAGACCCUCCUCGGGAAGAUGCUGUCUCCGGCGAGGGAGCGGGACAGGGACAGAGAGAGGCCCAACUCUCGCUGGUUCGCUGAAGCGCCGCGUCCUCCGCCCGAGCCAGUCCCAGCUCGACCGGAAAAGCUAAUGACUCGCAAAGAAUUGACAGACCCCUUCGGUUCUGAUGAUGAAGAGGAACCUCAAGUUAACAACACUAAUGAUGUUGGAAAUGGGGUCAUUGCGACAGAUCAAGAACAGAAACCUCAAAUCGAACCAGCUACUACUGACCCACUGACCUCCCCCCCACAAGAAACGAUCACCAACGGCACUGACUCCAAAGCGAUCGAACUACCGAAACCGACUCCGCAAUUACUAUCACGACACGAUGAGCUAAAAGAGAAAGCGAGACAAUUGCUCGAGGCUACUAAAAGAGAGGCGAGAGAUAAGGAAAGGAUAAAACGACAAGGGUCGAAAGAUGGCGAUGAUAAAGAGGUCGUAAACGGAUUGAGGAACGGAGACCCAGGAAGUCCGAAGAAGGUGCUAUCUGAAGAGGAAAGACAAGCGACAUUACGAGAACGAGCCCGGAGACUGAUCGCGGACGCGCGCGCCGGCCUCGUCAGCCCUACAUCUCCACUGUCCCCAUCUCGGAACCGUGGUACUUUGGAGAUAAUCAGCAAGCAAUCUGUAUUGGAUGAACUGGCUGCUGCGGGUGUGGAACAAUUAGAAGGUUUAGUUUCGAGGCCGGAGUCGGUACCUUCGAGUCCCGGGUCGAGGAAGAGCGCACCGAGCCCUGAUGGAUCUGAACACGCCGGUUCGGAGAGUCGAGACUCUCCCACCUCUCCGAACCCACUCUCCGCGCUAGUCGAGCGACUUUCUCCCGAUCUUGAUACUGAACAGCGGUCGGACGGCGGGUAUCUGGCCGGUGAGCUGGCGGCGCUGGAGAGGGAACAGAGAGCGGUGGACGAGCGGGCGGCGGCCCUGGAGAAGCAGCUGCGGCGGGUCAUGGACGCCGCCGACGACACCGAGCUGGCGGCGCUGGAGAGGGAACAGAGAGCGGUGGACGAGCGGGCGGCGGCCCUGGAGAAGCAGCUGCGGCGGGUCAUGGACGCCGCCGACGACACCGAGGAGGAAGACCGUCUCAUGUCUCAGUGGUUCAAUCUCGUCAACAAGAAGAACGCUCUGCUAAGGCGACAAAUGCAACUCAAUAUACUUGAGCAAGAAGAGGAUCUGAGUCGUCGCUGUGAACUAUUAGCGCGCGAGCUUCGCUUGUCUCUAGGAGUGGAGGAGUGGAGGAAAACUCCAGGACAGAAAAGAAGGGAGAGACUCUUGCUACAGGAAUUACUGUCAGCGGUAAACGAAAGAGAUCGACUCGUUCAAGAAAUGGACGAACAGGAAAAAGCGAUAGCAGAAGACGACGAGAUCCAACGUAACUUAUCAAACGUUGAAAUACAAAGGAAAAACAACUGUAUCUUACAAUGAAUAAGGGCUAAUAUCUCACACGCUUACAGCUUACACACACUGAUAUAUUAAUGUAAUUGACACGAUCCGCGUAUGUGUGCGUGUUCUUGUAAAUAUGUACGGUUUAUUUGUGCCUCACUCGUGUAGCAAACGUCGUGCGAGUAGCACGUGCUGUAAAAACUUUUAUGACUACCG
Melitaea cinxia (Glanville fritillary) is the source of this 3303-nucleotide messenger RNA. RefSeq names its product EH domain-binding protein 1-like protein 1 (gene Ehbp1). Lineage: Eukaryota; Metazoa; Arthropoda; Insecta; Lepidoptera; Nymphalidae. The coding region runs from base 10 to 3129 and encodes 1039 amino acids. The record is from RefSeq and is a predicted model, not a curated record. Gene Ontology annotation, molecular function: protein binding. The transcript is spliced from 24 exons.